AUGGGGGACUUGAGCGAUCCUUUCAUGCGUAACCCAAACGCCGCCGUUCAGGCUCGCCCUAAGGUUCAGAAUCGAACCAAUGUUCUUCAGCUAAAGCUGAUGGGUCAAAGCCACCCGACUGGCUUAACGCCAAAUCUUUUGAAGCUCUUUGAGCCACGACCGCCGUUGGAGUUCCAGCCACCACCGGAGAAGAGAAAAUGCCCUCCUUAUACAGGCAUGGCUCAGUUUGUGAGUCACUUUGCUGCACCUGGAGAUCCAGAGUAUGCUCCACCUAAGCCGGAAGUUGAAACACCUGCACAGAAAAGGGAGAGAAUUCACAAAUUACGACUGGAGAAAGGGGUUGCAAAGAUUGCAGAGGAGAUACAGAAAUAUGAUCCGACUAGUGAUGCCAACGCUUCUGGAGAUCCAUACAAGACGCUGUUUGUUGCAAGACUUAACUACGAGACCUCUGAGAGUAAGAUUAAAAGGGAGUUUGAGGCUUAUGGUCCAAUUAAGCAGGUUCAUUUGGUCACUGAUCAGCAAACCAAUAAACCCAAAGGCUAUGCCUUCAUCGAGUACUUGCACACCCGUGACAUGAAAGCUGCAUAUAAACAAGGUGAUGGAAAGAAGAUUGAUGGUAGAAGAGUGUUGGUUGAUGUUGAGAGAGGUAGAACAGUCCCGAACUGGCGUCCCCGUAGGCUUGGUGGUGGACUUGGCACAGCCCGAGUGCCUGGUGAGAAGAUUGUUGGCGAGGAGGAGCAACAAGGAAGAAUGUCCCGCUCCGAGGAGCCAAGAGCUCGUGAAGACCGUGAGAAAUCUCGUGAUAGGGUCAAAGAAAGGGAACGCGAGCAGUCUCACGAGCGGUCUCGGGAACGGUCUCGUGAACAUUCUCGUGAUAGACCAAGAGAGAGUCAUAGAGAGGAUAAGCACCACAGAGACCGGGACCGAGGGAGAGAUAGGGAUAGAGAAAGAGAGAGCAGGCGUGACCGAGGAGAUAGAGACCGUCGGGACCGUACUCGGGAUCACGACAGGGAGCGGAGUCGGAAAAGGGAACGGGACUACGAGACCGGUGAGUAUGAAGAGGAUGCCGGAAGAUCACGAGAGAGAGAAGCAGAGUAUGAGCGUGGUGGGUCGAAGCAGAGGCGAGUUGAGCCAGAGGAAGGUCAUGGCUACUACGAAGGGCGUAGACGUUCAAGCCAUUACGAGCGUGAGGAGGAACAAGGAGGUGACCAAGACCGUUAUAAUCAGUACGGUGAACGUUAUGAUCGAGGGGAGGAAGAAGAAUACCGUUAUGAUGAUCGUGAGUACAAGCGUUCAGAGCGUUCCAAGUACGAAUCUCUCACCGUGUUGUUAUGA
Molecule: messenger RNA, 1335 nt
Organism: Microthlaspi erraticum
Lineage: Eukaryota; Viridiplantae; Streptophyta; Magnoliopsida; Brassicales; Brassicaceae
Source: the annotation of a GenBank genome assembly